Anopheles cruzii is the source of this 1653-nucleotide messenger RNA. Its product is annotated as myosin-6. NCBI's taxonomy places the organism in Eukaryota, Metazoa, Arthropoda, Insecta, Diptera, Culicidae. The record is from RefSeq and is a predicted model, not a curated record. The transcript has a single exon. Bases 1 to 1653 code for a protein of 550 amino acids.
AUGGCCAACACAGCUUCCACGAGGCCUCGUUAUUUUGGGCCACUGGAGGGCCUCUCGCCAGAAGCACGUUCCGAACAGGAGCGGAGCGAACUACGGGAAGUGGCUCGCUGGAAGCACCGAUGCGUCAGGAUAGACGCCAUCAGACCAGACCGAACCACCACCGAAGCCCAGGACAUUCGCCGGUUGAGUAAACCGUUGGUACACCUGGAACGUGAGCAAGCAGACAAGGCAAUCCGCUUCCAGGUGGCCAAUGCGUCAGUCUACCGACGAGAGGCCGCCCGCUCUCGCGAUUUGAUUCUGCAGCUACUGGAUUCGUCGGACGAGUACGAUCGCAAAAUUAGGUCAGCCAGAACUGAUAUCGAUGAGUUACGGUCCCAAAUCAGGCGUGCUAACGAUGAGCUAGCGAAGGUUCUCAAAGCCUAUCCGUCCGAUUUUGUACAUGCCGAAUCGCUGGACCGUUCGCGCCGGGAACUGGCGGCUCUGGAGAGUCGUCUGCAUCACGUGCGCACGCAGGAGGGCAAAACCCACGCCGCGAACCGGAAGCUUCGCGGUGACAUCGAGAGUAUGCUGGAGGAACGCAAACGAUACCAGCAGCAGUGGCUGAACUACGUACAGCAACUGGACCGAAACCGCAAAUUUCUUAUCGACAUGAUCGAACGCGCCACGCUCGCGUUCAACCAGAGUGAAGACCUCUGCUACCGGAUUGAAUCGCUAAAGACGCUGCAAGAUCGGGAACAUCGGUUGAACGUGAACGAAAUGAUCGAAACCGAGCGUCACAUCGUCGGAACACGGCACGUCAACGAGUUCCUGCGGGUGAAACAAUCCACAAGACUGGUAGCGGAACUGGAUCCAGCUGUGGUUCGCAAACGCAAUCGCUUCAAGGACGAACACCAGGAUCAGAUCGUUCGAUACGGCACGGUCAUUGACGACACGAAGCAGUUCCUCCAACUGGAGACCAUGCGGGAAGUGCUCGGAGAAAUCGAGAAGCAGCAGGACCAGUACAUGGCGCUGUUCAGAUAUAACAACGAAACGGAUGCCUGGAUCGCGGAAGCGAGUGAAAUGGCCCGCGAACUGGAGCAAAACAGCGAGCGUAUGUACGAAACCGAGCGCCGGAAACGGGUUUCCGAGGAGCGGAAGACAAAGGUUAAGGAAGAGGGGUUACAAAGGGCCCAGGAGAAAACUGCUCGGCUGCGUGACGAACUGGCUAGCGAGGAAUCAGCGCUGGAGCUAAAACUGGAAGCGGUCGAACAAGCCCUCUCGAUGCUGGGAUACGAUCGUGCCAAGACCGUACAGCUGAUGGGUGGCACGAAGAGUUUCGAUCGUGCCAAACUCACGGAGGAUGGACUACGAAGGGCUCUGGCAACUAUCGAACGCCGUAUGAUGGAACUAGUUGAACUAAGUACCGCUGGCCCACCAAUCGAAGAGGACAAGCCCAUAAGCACACUGUACGAGCGGCAGCAGUGCGCCGAAUGUGCUGAGGGUCAAGACGUCAAUCAGCACGACGAACACAUCGUCCUUCCCACGGAGUACGAAAGGAUGGUGGCGAAUGUGCGCGAACGAAUGGCCGCACCGGAGACCCAGUACCGCCUGCACACGCUCAGCCAGUGUAAGCUGCCCCGUUCACGGAUGCUUGUCAACAAACGGUACCAGUAG